ACUCAGAAGCAGUUCGGCCACUGCUACUGGCAUCUCUUGUCGUGUAAAGUUAAUUGUAACUGUCCAGGGCGUAGUUUGUCCCGCAAGGCAACCGUUUCCUACAGGGUUCAUCAGGUCCGCACUCAAAAAGGUCGCCGACUUAUGGGUUAGCCGCGAUGAGUCACUAAUACAGUUCCCGCGAUCAGCCUCUACAAGCUCCAUCAGUCAAUUGGAAUCGGCCAAAAAUCCCAAAACAGCUAAAUGAACAGGCACGAAACAGCUGAUCACGCCCUCCCCCCCCCUGUCUGCGAUUACCGAGUCACAUAAAACACAGUAGACAGGGGUGAGUCACAGGAGGGGGCCGUGUGGCCAGGUGCGCAGCGACUCGAAAGUGCCGAUUUACUAGGCGGUUACCAUGGCAACGACGCUCAGCGUCACAGCGCCGGUGGCAAUCGUUGGCUGAUGUGAGGCGAAAACAACGCAGUGUUACAACGACGACGACGUUGUUUUGUCGGUGUUACUGCUGCUUCUGGGGAAAUUGGCGCUCACCUGAAAACAACGGAGUGUUUGGCUUCGAGCUGUGUCAUUUACCUCCUCGCUCUAUUCUUCUUUGGAUAUCCGUGAUCAUGUGAUGCCCAUGCUACCUUCUUGCGCUCGGAAGAAACGCAAACAGAGGGGCAACCACACUGUGGCCCUGAGAGCGGAUACCUGUCACAGCUGUCCUCUUCACCUAGGUGCAUGUCGAGGAGAGCAAUGUCUUCCACCGCCCACUCAAGCCCGUGGACGCAACGGUGAACGAUGGCGUAGAUACGAGGAUAACAGCGGCCGAACGGUGGAGGUGGUGCAGUACUGGAGCAGAAAACGACUUCGAAUCUGGGAAACAUUGCAUGGUCCCAGCUCAACUGAUCUAAUUUUGCAUUUCCUGCUAGGAGGAAUACUCAUGGUCUUCUGUUUGGUGAUUUUGGCUACCAUUUUGAGCUAUGACGAUGAUGCUACUGUGAAUGAAAUAUGAAAUAGCGUUUAUUCAGCUAGCGCCCGUUAUAGGUGAUUAAAGCUAAUGAGGAUUACCGUACGAUUGAAGUUCGGAGUACUUUUACCAAUCCCAGCAUAAAACGGAAACCAACAUGGAUGACAUAAACAGCAUCCUAUCAGACAUUGGGUGGGACCCAACUUUUAGGAUCCCGUUAGCCAAUGAGGAAUGCAAGGCUCUUGAAGAGGAACUAUUGAAGAAGCAGCAGACUGUUAUCGCGCUUAAGGCGGAUAUAGCCGAUCAAAACAGUAAGGCUUCGUUUAUCGAGACGCAUCUUCAAAAUGUGUUGGCUGAGUUCAACCAGAACCAGAACCUCAUGGAAGCGCGGGAGAAACAGAUAGCGUCAGAGAACCAUCUGCGGAACCUCGCUGAAAGAGAGUCGGGCCGACUUAAUCAGGACAUCAAGAGUAUGGCAGCACUCAUGCUAGAGGGCAAGCAAAGGCGCAUCAAUCUUGAAGGAGAUGUCGUCAAGCUUCAGGAAUCGGUUGAUGCUUUGAAGAAGGAGAUGGCGUUUGACCGAGAGGCUCUUGAGGCAUGGCUUCGACAAAUGUCUGAGAGAGACGACGACAUAAUGGCUCUGGAACACUACGCUCGCCUCGAUGAGGGGAUGAUCAAGGACUUGAACCUGCAGCUGGAGCGGCUGAAUGCUGAAGAGCGCGAAAGCAAUGAGAAGCUGAAGCACGCCACCACGGAGCUGAUGUCGGUCAGGGUGGAGCUGGACAAGCUCGGCGAGGAUUACCGGCACGCUCACGCUGAGAGACAGGCCCUGCUGGACCAGUGGGAACAGACCCUGCAGCAGAUCCAGAGACGUGAGCGCGACAUCCAGAAAAUCUCAGAGCAGCUGGACAAACUCCGAGCUGUGAUGGAUAAGCGACAAGUGGCCUUAGAAGAGCAGAAACGGUUUCUGGCCGAUGAGCAAAACAACAACCACGAGCUUGAGGUCGAGACGGCCCAGAUGGAACGAGAAUGUAACAGAAUCCGGGAACAGUAUCAGAGAACCGAGCACGAGCGAGAAGAGUUCCACAGAGAGCUGGAGGCGCUUAAGACAAAUGUGAACAGAGUAUCAAUCAUGCUAGAGCGAGCUAGAGUCACUGUUCAUCAACUGAAAAACCGCUUUGCUGAGAGGAAUCGGGCAUAUAUCAAACUAAAGGUUGAGAAAGACCAUGUAGACAAAGCACUGAUAGAAGCGCACGAAAUGGCUAUGAGUGCUGAAGAAAGGGCUCAAAAGCUGGCAAAGCUGUUAGAGGACGAAGAAGUCAAGCAGAAGAAGAUGGAUACAGACUUAUCUCGCCUAAAAGAUCUGCAGUUCAGAAAAGGCAAUGAGCUCAUCAAGUACCAAUCAGAUGAGACGGCAAAGAACGCCGAAAUUCAAGGAUGUGUGGCUGCUAGACGUAACAUGAUGUCCAAAAUAAGAAAGAUGGACAGUGAAGUCAUGAAACAGCAAGAAAUCAUCUACAGCCAAGAACUCUUAGCGCAGCACCUGCAGAAGCGAAUAGAGCGGAUGUCCGGUACAAGGCGAGACACAGAGCGCAUUCGUCUCGAGCAGCGUAUCGCAGAGCUGAAGGCUGAUCUAGAGCAGCGCAACCAGGCCAAACGCUUCCUAGAUGAGCAGGUGAAACGAACCCUGGAGGCCCAGAGACAGGUGCAACGCGACCUGCAACAGAACAAGCUGCUCACGGAGCAGUUCGACUCGAAGGAAUCUGAACUGAAGCUACACAACGAGUGUUCGAUGAAGGAGCUGCGCCGCGUGGUGGAGCGGAAACAGACGGCCAUGGUGGACGAGAACAUGCUGCGACUGACCAUCAAACAGCUGCGCCGCUCUCUGCACGCCCAGGCCGAGAAGGUAUUCUCGCUGGACCAGCAGCAGCUUGACAUGAGCGCAGCCAUGAAGGAGCGUCGGCAGGAGAUCCUGGCGCAAAAGGACCUCCUCAAAGCCGAGAUGCGCGCCCUCGACGAGGAGAUCCACAAGCUGGGUCGCGACCUCACCAACCGGGCGUCCAAGCUCGACAAGAUGAAGAAGCGUUAUGAAGUCCUGCUGUGCUCCAUGGGUCCAGUAGAGGAAGGCACUGACGCGUCAGAUUCGCACAUAUUCUACGUCAUCAGAGCGGCACAGGAAAAGGAGGAGGUCCAGCGAGAGGGAGACGAACUGGACGCCAAAAUUAAGAAGACGGAGGCCGAGCUGGUGGCGCUGGAGAACACGUGUCAGGUGUUGAAGGAAAAUAACGAGGAGUACCGGCGCAACUUGUCCAGUGCGCAGGAGACGGAGGAGGAGCAGGAGACGGCUGCCAACCUGCAGCAGCUGAUCGCCCAGACCGAGAGCCAGGUAAAGGACCGUCGCCUCCACCUGCUCAGCAUACAGGACAGGGUGCAGGUGAUGCAGGCAGAGCUGGACCAGCUGACCGAGGAGCAGAACACUCUGGACCGGCAGCGCGAGGAGCUGGAGCGACAGAUGGCCGCCAAAGACAAGGAGCUGAAGGAGCAGGAGGCCAAGCUGGACCGCGCCACCAGGUUCAACAAUCACGUCAUCAAGCAGCUGCGCAGGAAGACUGGUCACAUCAGCUCCACGCCAGAGGAGCAGGACAUCGAGGUGCGGGUGCGCCGCGAGGAGGUCAAGCUGGCGGCGCGCAGUCUGUGUCAGGUCACCGAACUGGACGAGGAGGCGCGCGAGCUCGUCCUCAGCACGCUGGAGGAAAGUGGCAUCAGCGUGCCCGAGAGCCGCACCUCCUCGCAGACCUCACGCCGCUCGGAGCUGCUCAGCUGCGCCUCAAUGGAGUCGAUCUGUUCGGAAUCGAGCGGCGGCACUCCGGCCUCGCAGCGCUCCCUGCUGCAGUUCCCCACCCCGUCUGCCGCCAGCAGUCAGGCAGACGAAGACGCCGGCUCGACCAGCCGAGCCAGCAGUCGCGGCAGCAGCAGAGGCAGCAGCAGGGGCAGCAGCAGCGACGGCAGCAGCAGAGAGAGCAGCCGCUCCGGCAGCCGGCAGAGCACCCGAAGUGGUGUCUCUGGGGGCCGCCAGAGCGGGAAGAAGCCAGCCUCUGGCAGUCGGCCGGGUAGUCAGCAGGGCAGUCAGGUGAGCGUGGUCAACAUCGACUUCUCCGACCUCGGACGACCAACGAGCAAUGCGUCAGCGGGGUCAAAGAAGUCAUCCACUGCGAGCUCCGGCUCAUCGGGCACUAAAGCCAAGGCUAAAAAGAAAUAGAGGUCUUUGUGGAUAAGCAUUUUUGGCAAGAAGCAGCUGCAAAGCAACCAUAGCAUUUUGCUCUAUCGAGAUGAUGAAGACUUUAUUUGUGCUGAAGGCGAUGCAGAAUUAUGGUGUCUUUCUUGCUGGGCGUGUGCGCACCAAUACUUGUGCGCAGUAAUGGACCAGUGGGACAGUGUUCGAAGAUGGAAGUGAUUGCUGACAUCUCAUUUAUUGAGUGCAGUAGACGGUGUACAUUGGUAGGUCACUGUAAAGUGAAAAACAUCCAGAGUGGUGAAUAGCAGAGUAUGGAAAGUCACGCCGACGAGAACGAAUCGAACCGAGUACCGGGAGCAGCGGUGGCGAUUCGGCGGUUGGCCGGCCGUUCUGUGCGGUUAUCGGCGAGCCAGGUGGGUCGUUAGGGGUGGCAGCUGCUGCUGACUGACUGCGCUCACCGCCACUCUCCACGGCCGUCGCACGCUGAUGCCGGCACUCAGCAUCGAUCGGUCCGCCUGAAGCAUAGAGCUCGGUGGCUCGGCGCGGCUGCCGCCGCCUCAUUCCGUCCCCGUCCCUCCGGUGAAAACUUGAACAGCGCGCCGCCUCACCGUCAUCCAUCAUGGCAGUCGGACAUCUAACAUGCCGUGCCGAAAUUCUAUCGCCUGAAUAAAGAUGAAUGGUGUGCA
Molecule: messenger RNA, 4867 nt
Organism: Amphibalanus amphitrite
Lineage: Eukaryota; Metazoa; Arthropoda; Thecostraca; Balanomorpha; Balanidae
Product: coiled-coil domain-containing protein 39-like
Exons: 3
Coding region: 1104-4205 (1033 amino acids)
Biological process (GO): cilium movement; inner dynein arm assembly; cilium-dependent cell motility
Cellular component (GO): axoneme
Source: RefSeq, a predicted model, not a curated record